CAGAGUUGGGUGCAGCACCAGCAGAGGAGGAAGCGGAGUUUCCGGCUGUUUGCAGCGGAGGGAGAGGAUUGCUGACGCCGCGAAACCCCGAGAAAAACGCCGCCGGCUCGGGGGCUAAGAGUUUCUAGCAUCUGUAGUGGUCGUUUUCUUUCAUAUCGGGGGAUCUGGGGGCAGGUGAUUCUUUUUACGGGCCCAGGGGGUCGGACAGCAAACCGAGUAGAAGAAGCGGCACAAGGCGGGGGUGAGCCACCAGCUACCGGCAUGGCCAGGGACUACGAUUACCUCUUCAAGCUGCUCAUCAUCGGUGACAGCGGAGUGGGGAAGAGCAGUCUCCUCCUGCGAUUUGCAGACAACACAUUUUCAGGUAGCUAUAUCACCACGAUUGGGGUGGACUUUAAGAUCCGGACGGUGGAGAUCAACGGGGAGAAGGUGAAGCUACAGAUCUGGGAUACAGCAGGGCAGGAGCGCUUUCGCACCAUCACCUCCACAUACUACAGGGGAACACAUGGGGUCAUAGUGGUAUACGACGUCACGAGUGCCGAGUCCUUUGUCAACGUUAAACGAUGGUUACAUGAAAUCAACCAGAACUGUGACGACGUGUGCCGAAUAUUAGUGGGAAACAAGAACGACGACCCCAACUCCAAGGUGGUCGAGACGACUGACGCACAGAAGUUCGCUGAGCAGAUGGGAAUCAACCUGUUUGAGACGAGUGCAAAAGAGAACAUCAACGUUGAAGAGAUGUUCAACUGCAUCACAGAGCUAGUGCUAAGAGCCAAAAAGGAGGUGCUCGCCAAGCAGCAGCAGCAGCAACAGAACGACGUGGUCAAACUCACCCGGAACAGUAAACGAAAGAAAAAGUGCUGCUAGCAAACUCAAGCUAUCCACACAAGGCCGGCGGCGUCUUUUCUUCACGCACACACAAACACACACAAACACACACACACGCACACACAAGUGGGACUCAGAGCGUCUAAAUUAAAUAGCAGAUAAAGAUUUAAUAAAUAUACAGUGAAAGAUAAAAAAAACGAAUAAAUAAAUGGAGAAAAAAAAUGUCCCCUUUGGACAAACUAAUCAAGAAGACUUUAAAAAAAAAAAAAAAA
Molecule: messenger RNA, 1100 nt
Organism: Seriola dumerili (greater amberjack)
Lineage: Eukaryota; Metazoa; Chordata; Actinopteri; Carangiformes; Carangidae
Gene: rab35b
Product: RAB35, member RAS oncogene family
Exons: 6
Coding region: 262-867 (201 amino acids)
Biological process (GO): endocytic recycling
Cellular component (GO): plasma membrane; endosome membrane
Molecular function (GO): GTP binding; GTPase activity
Source: RefSeq, a predicted model, not a curated record